CCUGUAUUUUGUGUAAAUGGGCAAGGUUUCAAAUGGGUUGGGCCUACGGAACUUAACCGUGUUUAUGUUGUCAUCUUAUUGGGCUUAUGUAUAGCUGUACAUACAGCUUAAAUCUGUUUACAUUUGCUUCAUUAUCAACCUGCAUUGGGCCCUAUUAUUCAGACUCAUCCACGGGUCUAUUUUUCUGCUCAUUUAAUAUUUCUUUGAUUAUCUUAAUUUAAAAUCACGUCGUAUGAAUUCUGUGUCAGUCACAUUGUCUUUGUUGUGGUUGUACUCCGAAUUUCUGUAAAACCGUUACUGUAAAAUUCAAGUGAUUUAUUACGAUAAGCAAGCUUACAUGUCAUUUUCCUUCAGGAGGUCACGACUCACCGCUGCAAUGACAAUGUAUUAAGUUAAUUAACAACUCUAGAGCCAAUUCAAAGAUCUUAGUAAGAUCCAUAGACUUUUUGUAAAUAAUACUUGUGUAUAAAAAAUAAAUCCAGAUAUACGUUCUUAGACCACUUCUAAGAUGUAAGAAUGUAAUCAUAUUAAACUACUCAUUUACUAGAACUCUAUGAAGAUACGCAAUCCUUUUUUUUUUUUUUUUCCCUCUUAGUACUAAUACGGUUCUUAUAAUGAGUGUCUAUAGACGCUUGUUUUAAAAAAACUACAGUAGUUUUAAUGAGACAUUGAUAUAUAUACCUCUGCUGUUUUAAUAAGGUCUCAAAAACGACGAUUUUUAUUGUUCAAUUAAUUGUAUGAAUUAAAAAAAGUUUAUAUCGCUUUGGUCCUGAGACUCACGUCUAAUGGCAAUGAAUUGUUUAUCCACCAAAAAAUAAUAUUUCAAUCCAGCAAAUACAUAGGUGGCGAAUGACAAUUAUAUUUUACUAAGUGUUGAACUUUAUUAGGAACUCCCUUUCUACGUAGUAGUUUCAACUAUAUAAUAUGACCAAUAUAUAUCCAGUCCAUCAGCUAAGGCAAAGCAAAGAUAAGAAAUCAUAAAUACAGUGUUAGCAACUUUAACAAAAAGUAAAGUUAAGUAACAAAUAAUGGAGAUAUCUUGGAUACUCUCAUUUUUACUGUUGAUUAUUUCCCUCACCAUAUUUUUGAAGCUUUUCAAGAAACAAAAAACACCUACAAACUUACCUCCAGGUCCUCCAAAGUUACCCUUAAUAGGCAACCUCCAUCAACUUGCAUCCAAGAACACCCUCCCACACCGCCGUCUAGCCGAGCUAGCGGCAGUGUAUGGCCCUAUCAUGCACCUUAAGCUAGGAGAAGUUUCGACCGUUGUAAUAUCAUCACCCGGGAUGGCGAGGGAGGCGCUGAAAACUCAUGAUGCGGUGCUUUGUGAUAGGCCAAAGUUGUUGAUGCCCCAAGUUGUGUUCUACAAAAGCACUGAUAUUGCACUAGCCCCUUAUGGUGAGUACUGGCGCCAAGUCCGUAAGAUCGCAACCCUCGAGCUCUUUACUGCCCGCCGUGUUCAAGGGUUUCGAUGCUUUAGAGAAGAUGGGGUCAUGGAUUUCAUCAAGUCGUUACUUCCUGAGGCGGAGGCUGGGUCUGUGAUCAACCUCACUAGUAAAAUAUUUGCCCUCAGCUUCGACAUCACCUUAAGGUUAGCUUUGAAUAAGAAAGCAGAUGACGGAGAAGAAUUCAGAAAGCUAGUAGCAGAUAUGGCAGCAUUACUCUCCGGCUUUUCGAUCGGUGACUUAUAUCCAUCGAUUGAGUUCAUAAGUGUGGUUUCUGGUAUGAAAAGGAAACUUCAAGAUAUUGUUAAGAGAGUUGACAAGAUAAUGGAUCCCAUUAUAGAGGAGCAUUUGUGUAACAAGAGACUAGGUCAAAACGAGGGUGACGAAGACAUUGUUGAUAUUCUACUACAAUUUCAUAAUGAUAAUUUACAACAUCAUACAAAUGAAUUUUCGCUCACCACUGAUAAUAUCAAGGCUAUCAUUAUUGAGGUGUUUAGUGCUGGAGGAGAGACAUCAUCUACGACAAUAGAUUGGGCAAUGUCCGAGUUGUUAAAGAACCCUAGAGUAAUGGAAAAGGCACAAAAUGAGGUGAGACGAGUUUUUCAAGGAAAAAAAAUAAUGAUCGACGAGGCAAGUCUAGACAAACUCGUGUACAUGAAACUUGUAAUCAAAGAAACGUUAAGGCUUCAUCCUCCUGUCCCUUUCUUGGUUCCUAGGGAAUCCAUGGAGAGAUGUGAAAUUAAUGGUUAUGAAAUACCUCCAAACACUAGAGUUUUCGUCAAUGCAUGGGCUAUUGGAAGAGAUCCCGAAUAUUGGCAAGACCCUGAAGUGUUUAGUCCCGAAAGAUUUGAAGAUUCACCGAUAAACUACAGGGGAACUUAUUAUGAAUUAAUUCCAUUUGGCGCGGGAAGGAGAAUGUGCCCUGGAAUGGGACUAGGGUUAGCCACCGUUGAGCUUGUGUUAGCUAUGUUGCUUUACCAUUUUGAUUGGAAGUUACCUCAUGGGGAAAGACCUCAAGGUCUUAACAUGGAUGAGACCUUUGGCAUUGUAGGGAGGAGGAAAAAUGAUUUGGAACUUAUUCCUGUGCUUUACUCCUUAGGUUUCAAAUAAUAUAAUGUAUGGUCUUCUUUCAAGCAGAUGAAAGUUGCCAUUUAUAUGACUGGUAAUUUAAUUUGUAUUUGUAAAUAUGUUUUGUAUGGUGCAUGGAACGAACAUAUUGGGUAUCAUUAAUAAAAUCAUCAAUCAAAACUAAAAAGUGGUUAGAGGA
Molecule: messenger RNA, 2712 nt
Organism: Chenopodium quinoa (quinoa)
Lineage: Eukaryota; Viridiplantae; Streptophyta; Magnoliopsida; Caryophyllales; Amaranthaceae
Product: cytochrome P450 71D8-like
Exons: 3
Coding region: 1029-2555 (508 amino acids)
Molecular function (GO): monooxygenase activity; oxidoreductase activity, acting on paired donors, with incorporation or reduction of molecular oxygen; iron ion binding
Source: RefSeq, a predicted model, not a curated record